Messenger RNA from Bubalus bubalis (water buffalo), 2374 nucleotides. It is a transcript of the gene CCNJ, whose product is annotated as cyclin J. Gene Ontology annotation, biological process: mitotic cell cycle phase transition; regulation of cyclin-dependent protein serine/threonine kinase activity. The coding region runs from base 182 to 1333 and encodes 383 amino acids. Gene Ontology annotation, molecular function: cyclin-dependent protein serine/threonine kinase regulator activity. The transcript is spliced from 6 exons. Lineage: Eukaryota; Metazoa; Chordata; Mammalia; Artiodactyla; Bovidae. The record is from RefSeq and is a predicted model, not a curated record. Gene Ontology annotation, cellular component: cytoplasm; nucleus; cyclin-dependent protein kinase holoenzyme complex.
UUUAACAAUGGGCGGCGCGAGCGCCCUGGUGCUGGGUCGGAGCUGAGGCCGGCGCUUUGCUGCCGACUGUCCGCAGCAUGAGCGGGGCCGGCGUUCCCCGCAUGUCGGCGGGGCUGGGCCUGUGAGGGCCGCGGUUCCGGACUGAAGUUGCCUCGUCUGGCCAGGCACGCCGCCGGGUCCCAUGGAGCUGGAGGCGCAGUGGUGGCGGGGACAGCUGGCUGCCGACAUCCAUCAAGCUCUUCGGUACAAGGAGCUGAAGUUGCCUUCCUACAAAGGCCAGUCCCCUCAACUAAGUCUCAGAAGAUAUUUUGCUGACUUGAUUGCCAUUGUGAGCAAUCGUUUCACACUCUGCCCUUCUGCCCGGCAUCUUGCUGUCUAUUUGCUGGACCUGUUUAUGGAUCGUUAUGACAUCUCUAUCCAGCAGUUGCAUUUAGUUGCACUUUCCUGUCUGCUUCUAGCAAGUAAAUUUGAAGAAAAAGAAGAUAGUGUGCCUAAGCUGGAGCAGCUCAACAGCCUGGGUUGUAUGACUAAUAUGAAUCUAGUAUUAACAAAACAAAAUUUGCUACAUAUGGAACUAUUAUUAUUAGAAACCUUUCAGUGGAACCUUUGCCUUCCAACAGCUGCCCAUUUCAUUGAGUAUUAUCUCUCCGAAGCAGUACAUGAAACAGAUCUUCAUGAUGGCUGGCCAAUGAUUUGCUUGGAAAAAACUAAACUCUACAUGGCCAAGUAUGCAGAUUACUUCCUGGAAGUAUCUUUGCAAGAUUAUGCCUUUCUAAAUUAUGCACCUUCUUUAGUAGCUGCAGCAUGUGUGGCUUCUUCAAGGAUUAUACUUCGUCUCUCUCCAACGUGGCCUACAAGACUGCAUCGUCUUACUGCUUACUCCUGGGAUUUCUUAGUGCAGUGCAUUGAACGGCUAUUGAUCGCUCAUGAUAAUGAUGUGAAAGAAGCAAACAAACAGAGAGGACAGGCAGGACCUCAGCCAGCACAGCUAAGUGUGUUCCAGGCAGCCUCCCAGCCCUCUCGGGCAGUUCACUUUCAGCAGCCUCAGUAUCUCCAUCAGACUCACCAGACCUCACUGCAGUAUCGCCAUCCUGUAUCGGAACAACCAAGCUGUCAGCAGAUUGUAUCUACUACACACACCUCAUCUUACACACUACCAACAUGUCCUGCUGGCUUCCAAACUAGCGUUCAGGGCCUUGGGCAUGUGCCAGCUGGUGUUGGGAUGUCACUGGCAAUACCGGUAGAAGUUAAACCCUGUCUGAAUGUUUCUUACAACCGGAGUUAUCAGAUAAAUGAACAUUACCCUUGCAUUACUCAAUGCUUUGAAAGGUGAUUUUAUGUGAAGGUAAGACCUGACCCAGACUGUUUGUGACUUGAAGCUCUGGGGCAAGCUUUUUGUAAAACUUCUCUUCAAAAGGAAAGGGAUCCAAAUUUCAUCAGAACUCUUGAGAUACCAGCACCAGGAAAACUGAUUAUCCCUUCCAACACACCGUGAAUAUCUGGGAGGACUAAGGUAACACUGCAAACACUUUAACAGUGUAUAUGUCAAAUCCUGUUAAAACAAGUUUCUAUAUGACACAUUUUAAAGCCCCAAGUGAUGGUCCAAAUAUUUCAAAAAUAUUCAACCCAACAGAAAAUUUGGACAGACUCCAAAUUUGCUGUUUCAAGAUUUGACCUGUGGUGGGCUCUGGGCCUAAUGUUGGCUUAUAUGUCAGAGAUUAAUGUUUAUCUGUGGACUUGCCAAACAUUCUUUUUAUGAAGGAAAGCUACAGUAUUAAUUUUUGAAGAGAUCCUUUUUUUUAGUCUCCAGUUUUGAUUUAUAUUUUUGAUCUGCAUCUGCAAACGAAUUUCUGACUAAGUUUCAACUCAUGAAUUUCUUUGCUAUAUCAGUCAAUGUGGUUAAAAAAAAUUUUUUUUUAGAUAUUCUAAAUAACUCCUUAUCACAGAUAGUAUAGGUAUCUGGAUUUAUGUACUAAAAUUAAGAUUGGAGUAGAUUUCUUAAAAUCAUGGUCAUACAUUUUUCUUGUUUUUCUCCUGUGGUCAACCUCAAGUCUUUAGAAUUAAACACAUUUAACUCAGGGAAUUUGUACUACUUGGAAACACUUAACUGUAAUGCAACAUGCUUUGGGAAUGUUAUAGUAUGACUACCUUAAUAACAUAGGUUAGUAGACUCCUGCUAGAGUGUGUUUUCAAAUGAGAACAUAAUUGUAGCUUAGAAUGAAUGAAGUGGUGGUUCCUGUCAUUCAUAAUACACAUACAAGUUUUGCAUUUCUCAGUGCAAUCAAUGAUUUAUACUCAGAUUUGAUAUUAUUCUAAAAAAGUUUCAAGGGAAGGUGUAACUGUAAAAUGUCAGUACUAGAAUAAAGUCCCGUAA